GCAGAGAGUGCCACUGUGCAACGAGUAAAUAUACGUAUAUGUUAAAAUAAUAAAUAUAUUAUAAUCUAAAAAGCUUCCAGCGCUACUACUUAUAUGCGCGACGUGGCUCUCCUCAUUGGCAAAGCUUCCAAGUCACUAGACCGAUUUAAGAGUAGCUACACUAGGAGUUGUACAAACACAAUACUGUAAACAUGGUGCUUCUAUCUGCCGGUAUAUGUACCAAAAGCGGUAGAGCUGUGCUGGCAAGGCAAUUUGUAGAGAUGACACGUUCGCGUGUGGAAGGGUUAUUCGCUGCAUUCCCCAAACUUUUGUCUGAAUCCCAGCAGCAUACAUUCGUAGAGACUGACUCCGUAAGAUAUGUUUACCAGCCCAUCGAGCAGCUGUAUAUGGUACUGGUGACCACAAAGACAUCGAAUAUUCUGGAAGAUCUGGAGACUUUGCAUCUAUUCGCUCGUGUUAUUCCCGAGUAUUGUCGGUCCCUGGACGAGCGAGACAUUAGCGACAAUGUCUUCGAUCUAAUCUUCGCCUUUGAUGAGAUCGUGGCCCUUGGUUACAGGGAAAGUGUGACCAUUGCACAGGUGCGAACGUUUACAGAAAUGGACAGUCACGAAGAAAAGGUGCACCAGAUGGUACAGAAGAACAAGGAGAAGGAGGCCAAGGAAGAAAUGAAGAGAAAGAUGAAAGAGAUGGAAAGCCAAAGACGCGCCGAACGAAAGGGCCGUGGAGGGGCACCAAAGGGCUACGGCUCCAGCACUGGGUUUGGCUCAGGAAGUGGCAUGGGCCAGCAAGACCAGGGCCAAAAUUCAGGGCCACAACGGUCCGGCGGCUUUAAAGGAGGUGCAGGCUCGGGCGGCAUGGGGUCGGGCAUGGGGUCGGGCAUGGGUUCGGGUGGCGGUGCACCUGCACCCAGUCGUAGUACUGGUGGUGGCAUGAAAUUAGGGGGCAAAAAGGACGGGGAUGCGUUUUUAGGUCAACUCAUGGCAGAGGGUGUCAAUGUGGGAGGGUCCAUGGGCAGCAGUCAGGGUGCGCCUGUAUCGCUUGCCAGUGCCAAGCGCCAGGCCAGUCUCACUGGGGGUAUCCCUCAGUCGCAGGAAGCCGUUCAUAUCAAGAUCGAGGAGAAGAUUACCCUCACAGCGCUGCGGGACGGUGGUUUAGAACAGAUGGAAGUAAAGGGAGAUCUAAUCUUAAGGGUAGCCGACGCGGACUACAACAAGAUUGCACUCAAAGUGCUGGUGCCAGACCCCUCGGCCAAGCCCUUCCAAUACAAGACACACCCCAACUGCAACAAACAAUUGUUCGCAGAACAGGGUAUGAUAGGCCUCAAGAACCCUGGCAGAGGCUUCCCCGUAGGCUCUGAGCAGGGUGUGCUCAAAUACAGAUGCGCCACCACAGACGACAGUUUGGCACCGUUGACUAUCAACUGUUGGCCCAAUGUUAAUCCUGACGGCACGUGCGAUGUGAACAUUGAAUACGAUCUCGAAGAUCAAGCACUGAGUUUGGAGAAUGUUUUAAUCUCCAUACCCAUGCCAAAUGGCAAGCCAGACGUAGGCAGUGUGGAGGGAGAAGCUACAUACAACGCACGAGAUCACACAAUGGAAUGGAGCAUCCCCAUCAUAGACGCGUCUUCACCGACGGGAAGUAUGGAGAUGAGCGCACCCGCCAGACACGCAGACGACUUCUUCCCUAUCCAUUGCACGUUUGUAUCAUCAACGACGUUCUCGGGCAUACAGAUAGAAGCGGUGAUAGGGGAAGGCAACACACAGACACCCUUCUCAACAGAGACGACCUUUUGCGUGGAUUCGUUCCAGGUGGUAUAGGCAGAGACCGCGUGCCAUGUCGCAGUGUGUGCUACAUGUUCAUGCUGCUGUAGGUAGAAGUAGGUAGGAGUCUCGCACGAAGGGAUCCUCCGGGGUGUAUAGAGGGAGGAACCGGGUAUGGCUGUACGUACGUGAGGUCAGUGGUAGGAUAUAGUACACGGGUAAGGUGGCUGUUAGGCAGUUGUGUAGGGGGUAGUGCCUGGUGAUGACCUGUCUUAGUCCCAAAUCGGUUUUAGGGUCACCUCCACUAAAAGCACUUCAUGUAUAGUAUGUAUAUUAUGUAUAGUAUGUAGUUGGGCGUCGGACAGGCAGAAGCCGACAAACCAAGAUCACCAAUGGCAUAGUUCCAAUAAAGCAAUCCUCCCUGUGUUAACGCGUUUCAAUCUGUUAGCGUACUAGAUAACAGCCGCCGUCUAUCUGAUCUGCGUAUACGUCCGACUUCUCAGGGAGGCUCCACAGGUACCCUUGGGUCGUUGUGAGUGUUUGCACACACACACUCGUGGUGGGGCUAUUGAGCGAGUACAUUUAUACAUAUAAGAAAUAAAUCACGGCAGAGACGCCGUAAAGACCAG
Molecule: messenger RNA, 2389 nt
Organism: Sphaeroforma arctica JP610
Lineage: Eukaryota; Ichthyosporea; Ichthyophonida
Exons: 10
Coding region: 192-1817 (541 amino acids)
Biological process (GO): endoplasmic reticulum to Golgi vesicle-mediated transport; Golgi localization; retrograde vesicle-mediated transport, Golgi to endoplasmic reticulum
Cellular component (GO): cytosol; COPI vesicle coat
Source: RefSeq, a predicted model, not a curated record